CUGCGCAAGUGCGCCGUGAAACUCCAAAUAAACCCGAGUUAUUAUACUCCAUAACCCUCCAUAACCCGAGUGUAUCCGAUCGCGUACGCGAAUCCCUGCUGGAUAAAGUUAUUUAUAUUUAUACUGUUGUAUCCACGUGUAAAAAAAUAUAUUAACAACGAAAAAAAGUCACUACAAUAUGUCAUUAACCAGCUUGGAUAAGUUUAAUGAGCGUGCAAGUAUUGCGGAAAAAGAGAUCGAGUAUUUAAAAAAAGAAAUCGAACAAUUGAAGCUUGCUCUGCAGUCACGCUCGCGAGUUUCUGAACAGCCGAAUGUCAGUGAGUUGGUCCAGGAGAACGCUAAAUUGAAACACCGGGUCACGAUUAUGAAUCGAUACGUCGAUUCAUUGCGUCAGAAAGAAUCUAGCAGUAAAAAUACAAUGGAUAGCCAAAAAAUGCCGAGUAUAAGUACCCAGCUGGAGGAAUUAUUCCGGGAAGCUAUAAAAAAAUCUUAUUCAGAAGAUCUGCCGGUUGUUAUUUCUGCUUCUGGUAAUCCAAAAUUCGGAGAUUAUCAAUGUAACAGUGCGAUGGAAUUGUCUAAACGCCUUAAAAAAUCAGGAACUACAGAAAAUCCUUUCGAAGUAGCCACUAAAAUAGUCUCCAACAUAAACCCGUCGCCUCUGAUAGACCGACUGGAAGUAGCCAAGUCUGGUUUCAUAAACAUCUACCUCAGCCGAGACUACAGCCGCUCUAUCUUAAAAAACGUAAUAAAAUCCCGUAGAGUCUUUCCCCCGGAGGUAAAAAGCCUUCGAGUAAUCGUGGACUUCUCCAGUCCUAACAUCGCGAAGGAGAUGCACGUGGGUCACCUGAGGUCCACGAUCAUCGGGGAGAGCUUAAGCCGUCUCUUAGAAUACCUAGGCCACGACGUGCUGCGCUUGAACCACGUCGGCGACUGGGGUACCCAAUUCGGGAUGUUAAUUGCCCAUUUACAAGACAAGUUCCCUGAUUACGCGACAGUCUCUCCCCCGAUUUCCGACCUCCAGAGCUUUUAUAAAGAGUCCAAGAAGCGCUUUGACGAAGACGAAGAGUUCAAGAAGCGAGCUUACGCCUGUGUUGUAAAAUUACAAGCAGGAGAUCCGGAAAUUACCAAAGGUUGGCAAUUAAUUUGUGACGUUUCUCGGAAAGAGUUUGAUAAUUUAUACCGAAGGUUGGAUAUUAAAUUAAUCGAACGCGGGGAGUCGUUUUAUAACAAGAUGAUGAUAGAAGUUGUCAAGGAGCUGGAGGAUAAAGGACUGCUUGAAGAGGACGAGGGUCGGAAGAUAAUGUGGGGAGAGAAGCCAAGCACUGGAAUUCCGCUGACGAUAGUUAAAUCCGACGGAGGAUUCACUUAUGAUACUUCAGACAUGGCUUGCAUUAAACACAGGAUCCAUGUUGAAAAAGGCGACUGGCUGAUCUACGUGACCGACGCUGGACAGGCUGGACACUUCCAGCUGAUUGAAAGCUGUGGCAAGAGAGCGGAUUACGUCAAGUCUGAGACUAAAGUUUCCCACGUGGGAUUCGGCGUAGUCUUAGGAGAAGACAAGAAGAAAUUCAAGACCCGCUCUGGAGAUACUGUAAAACUGUUGGACUUGCUGGACGAAGGACUCAAGAGAGCCCUGGACAAGCUCAUUGAAAAAGGAAGGGAUAAAGAGCUGACUGAAGAAGAGCUUAGGGCAGCUCAAGAGGCCGUGGCUUAUGGGUGUAUCAAGUACGCUGACUUGUCUCAUAAUCGGAAUCAUGAGUACAUUUUCUCGUUUGACAAGAUGUUGGAGGAUAGAGGCAAUACUGCGGUCUAUUUGCUGUAUCAGCUUACUAGGAUUAGGUCCAUUGCGAGGAAUGCUAAGGUCUCGGAAGAACAAAUUAAAUUGGCGCUUGAUUCGACGGCGAUAUCGCUGGAGCAUGAGAAAGAGUGGAAGUUAGCCAAGGUCUUGAUUAAGUUCCCAGAUGUUUUGCUUAAGGUUACUAAGGACUUGGUCUUGCACCCUCUUUGCGAGUUUUGCUAUGAAUUGUCUUGUGCGUUCAGUGAGUUUUAUGACAAGUGCUACUGCGUGGAGAAUAUCAAUGGGGAGAUGAAGGUUAAUAUGGGCAGGAUUUUAUUAUGUGAAGCUACUGCGCUGGUUUUAGAGCAGUGCUUCUAUCUUCUAGGACUUAAACCUGUUGCUAAAAUGUAAUUUUUGAAAGAAAGAAAAUUAACGUUAAUGGAUCUUUA
Messenger RNA from Cotesia glomerata, 2226 nucleotides. RefSeq names its product arginine--tRNA ligase, cytoplasmic (gene ArgRS). The transcript has 4 exons. Lineage: Eukaryota; Metazoa; Arthropoda; Insecta; Hymenoptera; Braconidae. Gene Ontology annotation, cellular component: cytoplasm. The coding region runs from base 179 to 2188 and encodes 669 amino acids. The record is from RefSeq and is a predicted model, not a curated record. Gene Ontology annotation, biological process: arginyl-tRNA aminoacylation. Gene Ontology annotation, molecular function: arginine-tRNA ligase activity; ATP binding.